Molecule: messenger RNA, 863 nt
Organism: Branchiostoma floridae (Florida lancelet)
Lineage: Eukaryota; Metazoa; Chordata; Leptocardii; Amphioxiformes; Branchiostomatidae
Exons: 3
Coding region: 166-657 (163 amino acids)
Source: RefSeq, a predicted model, not a curated record
ACCACCGCCUACAGGUGUAACCCACCCGCCGUCAAACAUUACAACUGCAGCCACAACCAAGCCACCGUCUACUGCUGUGGUGACAACAAUGACCCAUGUAAGUGUAGUAGAUAGUGCAUUCAAGGACGAUGAAGGACCUGUAAGAAAAAAAAUCAAAUUUUAUGUAUGAGAAGAUUAGUUUUCAUCACCGUGAAGUGUUCUGUAGGUUUGUCAGCAAUAUCGAACAUUGUUGCUAUUUUCAAAUCUAGGGCCUUUAAAGAAAUCAAUUCUUAUUCUUAUCAGGACAUAGUCACGUGCAUACGCUGUACUGGGAACGAGACUGACAGCUGUGGCAUGGCAGCUGCAACCUACACUGCAGCUGUUCCGUGCCGAGGAGGAUGCUGGGUGUUUCGGAAUGAGAACACAACGUCCGGAGCGGUGACUGUGGAGCGAGGCUGUGCUCAUCAAGACAGCGGGACUACUUGUGGAGGGGACCAAAAGAGCCAGAUGUGUACAAGCGCCGACAACAGCCCAGUGGAGGUGUGUCGCAGGUGCUGCGCUACAAGCCGCUGUAACCACGCUGGUCUCACCGUACCUGGAGGAAACGCAGCGCCAGGAGUCAGAAGCUCCGCCAUUGUCGUCCUGAUUCCACUUGUUGCUGGAAUACUUCUGUACUAAUACUGUAGGUAAACACAGCAUACCUUUGAUGGCACAUUCAUGUAUAUGCGCAGCACUCAAACGUACACAUUUCAGUAAUCAAGCGUGAGAAAGACCUACGUGGUUGUCAAGACCACAUGAAAACACUGCUGCAAAAGAGAUCAUUGUUAAUUUAUUGUUUUCAUCGUUCCGCAAGAUUGAGCACCGUCAUGUAUGUUUCAAUUUUA